Messenger RNA from Gordionus sp. m RMFG-2023, 2976 nucleotides. RefSeq names its product kinesin-II 95 kDa subunit-like. The transcript is spliced from 22 exons. The coding region runs from base 89 to 2650 and encodes 853 amino acids. Lineage: Eukaryota; Metazoa; Nematomorpha; Gordioida; Chordodea; Parachordodidae. The record is from RefSeq and is a predicted model, not a curated record. Gene Ontology annotation, molecular function: microtubule motor activity; microtubule binding; ATP binding. Gene Ontology annotation, biological process: spindle elongation; microtubule-based movement; mitotic spindle organization. Gene Ontology annotation, cellular component: microtubule associated complex.
AAAAUCGAUUUUUCAAAAAAUAUUUGAAAUUAUGAAUAUAUUUUUAGGAGUUUUAGUUAAAGGUGAUAAUCAAAUGGUUUCAUAAAGUAUGGAAAAGUCGGAAAGAAUAAAAGUGAUUGUUAGGUGUCGACCUAUGAAUAAAAAAGAAAUUGAUAAUGGAUAUAAAAACAUAGUAAAAUUACAUCCUGAGCGAGGGAUGAUUAAAUUAAAAAGGAAUAAAUCAAAUGAGCCUGAUAAAAUUUUUACAUUUGAUGCUGUUUAUCCUCCUGAAUCUAAGCAACAAGAAAUAUAUGAUGAAAGUUUUAGGCCAUUAAUAGAUUCAGUACUUGAUGGGUUUAAUGGUACUAUAUUUGCUUAUGGACAAACUGGCACUGGAAAAACAUACACUAUGGAAGGUGAUCUUAAUAUACCUGAAUUAAAAGGAGUCAUUCCUUUGUCCUUUGAGCACAUAUUUACUCAUAUAUUUUCUCAAAGUGAAAAUGAAAAUGAUAGCAACAAAAAAUAUCUUGUCAAAGCAUCAUAUUUGGAAAUUUACAAAGAAGACUUGAGAGAUCUCUUGAUUAGCACAUCUUUAAAUGACAAUAAAAGCAGCAACAAUAACAUUUAUGCCUCUAAUAUAUUAAAAGAUAGCUCAAUACUGGAUACGUCAGCCAAUAAAGUCAGGAAAAAGCUAGAAAUUAGAGAAAAAGGAACAAAUGAGAAUCAGGGUGUCUAUAUCAAGGGGUUACAUUCAAUUAUUACCAAAAAUAUGGAAGAAAUCCAAAAUGUCAUGAUGUUGGGAAACAAUAAUAGGACAGUUGGGGCUACGAAUAUGAACGAACACAGCUCUAGAUCUCAUGCAAUCUUCAUUAUCACAAUCGAAUGCAGCGAAAACGAUGCGGAUGGAAAAAAUCAUAUAAGAGUUGGAAAAUUGAAUUUGGUUGAUUUGGCUGGCAGCGAAAGACAAUAUAAAACUGGAACUAGCGGAGAAAGGUUCAAAGAAUCGACCAAAAUAAAUUUAUCGCUCUGCGCUUUAGGAAAUGUUAUAUCCGCUAUUGUAGACGGUCGAAAUUCCCACGUGCCUUACAGGGACAGCAAAUUGACCAGAAUUUUGCAAAAUUCUCUGGGUGGAAACUCAAAGACCAUAAUGGUAGCUAAUAUAGGACCAGCCGAUUUCAAUUACGAAGAGACCCUGAUGACAUUAAGAUAUACUAACAGAGCCAAAAAUAUAAAGAACAAACCGGUAAUAAACGAGGACCCAAAGGAUGCCACGCUUAGAAAAUAUCAAGAAGAAAUUGAGAGGUUGAAAAAAAUCUUAGCCGACAAAGUUCGAGAUAGCUUCAAGAAGAAAAAGAAAAAAGGUCACCAACUAGCGAAUACGGAAUUAUUCUCCCCACCAAUUAGCUCCUCUUCUGACCCCACCGACGAAUCUCGAAUGGCAGAGAGAAUGAAAAUGCUGGAACGAGAGAGAAUGGACGUCAUCAAUGACCAUAAUAUGAUUAAGGAGGAGAAGGAAAAAUUAUUAACUCGGCUGGAGGAAAGAGAGAAUGCCUUGUACGAAGAGGAAAUGGCUCAAGCUAAAUUGAUCGAAAGAAUUAAAGAAAUCGAAAGUAAAUUACUCGGCGCAAACUUGGACAUCAUAAAAAAUCCUCUUUCUCAGCAAGAUAAGGAUUUGGCCGAAAAACGCAAACAAAUUGCCGAGGAAAAGAGGAGAGAAAGAGAGAUUUUGCAACAACUCGAAGCGGCCGAAGAAAACACGCUCGAAACGAAAGAAACUUUUCAAUCUCUCCAGCAAGAAAUCGAGAUAAAGACCAAAAAAUUGAAAAAAUUAUUCAACAAACUGCAAAGUUUGAAUAGCGAAAGGAAAGACCUCAAAGAAAUGAACGAUAAAGAGAUGCAAGACUUGAUCCGACAACAAAAGGAAAUCGUGAAGGAAUCCAAAUUUAGGUUGAUGGUUAUCGAAAAUUUUGUUCCACCGCAGAUCAAAGUUAGGUUCCUCAAAUUUUCUAUCUACGACGAAAACAGGGAGGAAUGGCUUCUCGUUGACGAUAAAAGCCUCGACCCUAAAAAUCUCGAAAAUAAUUCUCUCUCUAAGAACAAAGAGUUUAUGGACGAUGUUAUGAGCCUUUCCUUCUUUUCGGACAUUAACAAGAGAUUGUUACGAUACGACGAUGAAGGCAUCAUUAAAAGACCACUUUCAUCUCGCGGUUAUCAUUACAAAUCAGUAUUGCCCAAUUCCAUAGUCAGAAGAGAAUUAGCCAGAGUGAUAAGAGGCAAAGGCCAGAUGUCGAUCGAAAAUCGUGAAAAAUAUUUGCCCUUCAAUACGUUCCCCAUUUCUUCUCCUUUAAGCGGGCUUAUCCGCCCCGACCCAGUUCGUUUAGAGAAGCCUGUCAACGACAUCAAUCACCCUAAUCAAGAGGAGAACGGCGCAACGGAAAAACGCUCUAUCGAAAACAAACCUAAUAAUACCCAUAUCGUGGACGUGAAAUUACUCAUGGCUAUGUCUAAUUCUAUUGGAGAUGAAAAAACCAGGAAAAAUAAUGAUAAAAACAAAAAUUUGCCCGCCGUUUUUAGAUGCCAAGACACGGAAGAGGAUAAUGUUAAUCCAAAAAACUUGCGACAGUCCAAGGAUAUUCACGGGAAAAAAAUAAAAUCCAAGAGAAUACGGUAACUCUCAGCUAUUUUUAUCUCGCAAUUUUAGCAUUCCUUACAUUAUUACUCAUCUAUCCAGCUUUAACCGAAAAUUUUACUUACCAUAUGUUCCUUUAAAAAUAAAACUUAGUUACUUAGAUUAAAAAUUAUUUUGAGAUUUCUAACGUUAAAAAUUUUUUCCCAACCAUCAUAUUACCCUAAUAUCUUUUUCAUUUCUUAUAUCUUUGGACUUUAAAAUUGAUCCCGAAAUUGUAUAAUUUAUUAUAUAAUUAUUUUAUCUAGUCUCAAUAUUAAGUAAUAUUAUGAAUUAUUUUUUUUAAAAAAACUUUUACGUAUAUUUAAGAU